This is a messenger RNA of Folsomia candida, 1354 nucleotides long. RefSeq lists its product as uncharacterized. The transcript has 4 exons. NCBI's taxonomy places the organism in Eukaryota, Metazoa, Arthropoda, Collembola, Entomobryomorpha, Isotomidae. The coding region runs from base 54 to 1286 and encodes 410 amino acids. Gene Ontology annotation, molecular function: phosphatidylcholine lysophospholipase A1 activity. The record is from RefSeq and is a predicted model, not a curated record.
AAUGAAUAAAUUAGUUGUGCAAAUUAUUUGUUGCCUUGAACUUGCACUUUAAAAUGGCCAGCUUUGUCCGUUCCACGCUGUACUUCUUCCUUUUGUUUGCCGUCUCUUUACAAGUUUAUGGUAAACCUCGUGGAAUAAGGGAAAUAGUAGAGACGAGGUGGAACAAGAGGGGACAAGUUGUCUUUCUUGGUGACUCCAUCACUGCGGGAUGGAACGGAAAUGGUCGUCCAACCUUCACCACGUACUACGAGCCACUUGGUACCGUGAACACGGGUGUUUCUGGUGACCGGACAACCACCAUCAUCGACCGAAUCAACAAUCAAGGCAUCAUCAACGACUUGCACGCCUACCUCGCCGUCCUGAAAAUCGGGACAAAUGAUCUCUCUGGCAAUGUCCCAGAACAAACGGUGGCGGACAAUAUUGCCACAAUUCUUGGUCUCAUUAAGAGCAAAAACCCCGGCGUUAGGAUUCUGCUUCUCGGCGUCCUUCCACGAACUGGGGAAGCUAUUCAUACACGAAUUAGGACGGUGAACACGCUAAUUUCCUCGUAUGCAAAUGGGAACGAUGUGUUCUUUUUGAAUAUGGAGGACAAAUUUUCCACCGCAUUGGGGACCGUAAUUCCGGAACUUUUCACGGACGGGUUACACUUGACGGCGGCCGGAUACGUGAAAUGGGCAGAGACGAUGGGACCCCUCUUUGGACAGAUUUUGGCUGGGUCUUACAGCGCAAAAACUGUCUGGCUGGGCGACUCUCUCUCUUCCCAAUGGUCAUCGACCGGUAUGUCCGUGUGGAAUCAGCAUUACGCGGCCCUCCAGUCGCUCAACGUCGCCGUCUCAGGUCACAAGACGAACAACACGCUUGACCUCAUAGAACGAGUCGGUGUCCUGAAUGACCUCAACUCCAAAGUCGCCAUGCUAAUGAUUGGAGGAAAUGAUCUCCAAGAUGGCAUCCAAGCACCCACAAUUAUUACCAACAUUAACCGAAUAAUUGCCCACAUACGGGAGAAAAUACCUCACGGGAGGAUCCUGUUAAUGGGGCUUCUCCCCGCGGGAGGUGUGCCCGACUGGGUCAUCGAAGAAGGAAAACUGGUCAAUGACGCCCUAGCUCUGUUGGAAAAUGGCGACGAUCUCCGCUACAUUGACAUGCGGGCCCAAUUUGCCGAUGAAAAUGAGAAUAUUCAUGAAGAACUGUACCAUGCUGACAGAGUGCAUUUGUCUGUACUGGGGUAUGAAUUGUGGCAGAGGACGAUUGCUGACUUGCUCGCAGAGUUGCUGGAAUUUAGUUAGAGGGGUAAAAUUAAGUGUGAAAUGAUGAGAUUUUAUUGAAAAUAAAUAAUUGUUGGUAAUAAUGAAGA